UAUAGCCUCUUUUCGUAAAUUGAAGUUUUUACAACAAAAACCUGCUUCCCAAAACAAACAUCACCAACAAAUACACCCCCACCCAGAGAGAAAGAGAAAGAGAUAGAGAAAGAGAGAGAGAGAGAGAGAAAACAGAGAGAUCGCUGCCUUUUCUUUUUGUUUAGACGGCUGAAGCUCGUGCGUAUCACGUGCAAGAUCCGUCAUAAGUCUAUCAAAUAUUGUGCAUUCUUAUAUUAUAAGAGCCCUAGUUCUUUCUCUUUCGCUCUCUCUCUCUAAUUUGAUUAAUUAGUUAAUUAAUCAGUUAAUUGGUUUUUUUGUUAAACUAUUUUUUUUUUCCUUGUUAUAUACUAAAUCAAUAUUUUCUUUGCAAUUUUGUUGUAUUUUUAACUUUCAAACCCUAAUGGCUACCACCGCCGAUUCUCCGUCAAGUCCUCAAAUUCCCGGCGGCGGUGAAAGUAUUAACAGUCCACAGUUCCGGCGAAAAAAUGCGUGGGCACAAGUUGUACGAGGCGAAUCGGAAUCAAUAUCGGCCGUUCAUCAUCAUCAAACUCAGCUUUCGGUUUCUCAACCGGAACUAGUGGCUCCGCUCUCCGAUUCCUCUCCUCCGAAGAUGACUUCACCGUCACCACCACCGGAUGCCGGCGAGGGCUCCGAUGGUGGUAAUGAUGGCAAUGCGGCUCGCCCAAAGAAGCUCGCUUGGAACAAACCCUCAAACGCGCCCUCAAACGGCGGCGUCUUUGAGGUCAGUCCUGUAAUGGGCGCGUGUUCUUGGCCCGCUCUGUCUGAGUCCACUAAGGCUUCGCCUAAAUCGUCUGCCGAUUCGACUUCGAAGACUCUCUCCGAUUCACCACUCUCUACUUCUCAGGGACCUGUUGUUCCACAUUCGCCGAAGAAACAAGUUACUACUACUACUACUAAUGCUGCUGGGAAUUCUAAUUCUAAUUCUAAUGCACACCAUCCAUUGCCAACUCGACAAAGAUCUAUGAAGCGAGGUGGUGGUGGUGGUGGCAACAACAGGAGUGGGCCUUCACAGAGCGGCUUUACUCAUCCUCAUCCUCCACCACCACCACCGCCACCACCGUUUCCUGUAUAUUCGAUACCUCAGAAUGGCUAUCCUAAUAUGGUGCAAGCAGUGCCUGAUCCUUCUCAUAGGGAGUUUCCUUAUCGGGGUAGUAAUUGGGAGAACAGACCAGCUGGAGGAUAUGUGUCUCCAUCACAUUCCGUGAAUGAUCAUCGGAAUCCCUCCCGUAGGGGAAACUUUGGGAAUCAUCAACGUGGGGAUGGCUCCUACCAUAACAAUCAUGGAGGUAGGCGGGAUCAAGAGCGUGGGAAUUAUUCAAAUACCAGAGAUGCUCACUUGCAGCCACAGAGAGCUCCUUUAAGGCCCUAUGUUAGGCCAACACCACCUAACACAACUGCAUAUGUUACGCCUCCCCCAAUGAGACCCUUUGUCAACCCCAUGGGUUAUACGGAGUUCUACUAUAUACCUCAACUGCCAGUGGAACCCUACAGCCAUAGACCAAUAAUUCCUCAUCCACCGCCAUUAUAUAUCUCUGUUACAGAACCUCUGCCCGUUUUGCUACUCAAGCAGAUAGAUUAUUAUUUCAGUGAUGCUAAUUUGGUAAAAGAUGACUAUUUGAGGUCAAACAUGGAUGAUCAGGGCUGGGUACCAAUUGCUUUAAUAGCGAGCUUUCCUCGAGUAAGGAGUUUGACAACUAACGUCCAGUUAAUAUUGGAUUCCUUGAGAUCUUCAACCAUUGUGGAAGUACAGGAUGACAAGGUGAGGAGGCUCAAUGAGUGGAACAAAUGGAUACCAGCUUCUUCUCGGAUUCCCUCUGACUCAGGCUCAGUGUCUCCUAAUAAAUCAAGUUAUGAUAUGCUGGCAACUUCUUUGCAGAAGAUCACAGUGGAGGAAGUGGAUACAAACCAAAGUAGUGUGACAGGUAAAGCAGACCCUAACUCUGACGCUGUUGCAGGAAGUUGUAUAACAGAGUCUAUUGGCCAGUCACAACUCCCCAAUGGGGAGGAUACUCAAAACACCGACUCAAGCGGGAACUGAUCAAUAUAUGUCCCCCAAAAAAAUUCAAGAAAAAUCUUUUCAGAGUAGUGCGCUUCUAUUUUUGGAGAGCUUUGGGAGGAAAUGGGGAGUGAGGGUUUUAAUGAAGUUGUGGGAUAUUUUCUUUUGUUACUCAGUCACUUGGACUGGUUUUGGCAGUAUUUUGAUGAGGCUAGUAGAGGAAUACAGAAUAAGAUUUAUCUAUAAAUUAUUGUCUAAAGAUAAAGAAUGAGAAGAGAGUGAGACAGAGAGUACUUAGAUUAUUGGUUCAGGCAGAAUGAUGAGGUUGCUGGGUUGUAUAGCUUGGUUUUGGUGUGGAUGUUUGUCUUUUAAAUUUCUGGUGCUUUCCGGUGGCAUUGGUGGGUAAAACAUUCUGGAUAUCUAAAUUUAAGAUGUUUCCCAAUGAACGUGUCCUGGAUUCAAUCAAAACAACUGUCUAGUGAAACAGAGGAAGGGGGGAUUUGAAUUGCAGUGCAUACUUUGGUUGCCAGAAACAGGGUCGUUGGACCUUGCUUGAAUUUCUCCUAUCUGUAUUUUCCCAGACUUUGACUCUUUUUUUUCUUCUUUUUUUGUCAUUUUUUUUUUAAUUUAUUAUUUCUUGUCAUAUACAUAAUUACAUUUUGUUACCUUUUUAAUGUAACUUUUUUUUUUUUUUUUUUUUUUUUAGGAAUUUUGCCAAGCUUUUCAUUUAGGCUGAAAUUUGUCAUGGAAGGUUUGAUAAUUUUUUAGCUUAA
This is a messenger RNA of Quercus lobata, 2790 nucleotides long. RefSeq names its product la-related protein 1C-like. The transcript has 6 exons. Lineage: Eukaryota; Viridiplantae; Streptophyta; Magnoliopsida; Fagales; Fagaceae. The record is from RefSeq and is a predicted model, not a curated record. Gene Ontology annotation, molecular function: RNA binding. The coding region runs from base 401 to 2059 and encodes 552 amino acids.